Molecule: messenger RNA, 1929 nt
Organism: Maniola jurtina (meadow brown)
Lineage: Eukaryota; Metazoa; Arthropoda; Insecta; Lepidoptera; Nymphalidae
Exons: 1
Coding region: 81-1052 (323 amino acids)
Source: RefSeq, a predicted model, not a curated record
ACUAACGGUCGCACGUAACACACGCACGUUAAGCGAUCACAUACAUAAUUCCAAUAGUACCUACUUAGUACCCACCUGCAAUGCAGUCUAAGUGUGAUGUGUGUAAAAGAACGAUUACAAAAUCACUACCGGGAUUAGAAUGCAGUAAGUGUGACAGAGUUGUGCAUCUUAACACCAGAUGCAGUGGUCUGACUGGUAAGCAAAUCGCCGCCCUCAAAGCGGCCACCAGCUUAGAGUGGACUUGCCUUGAAUGCCAGCGGGAGUCACCAAGACGCAAUUCAUCAAUCAUUAUGCCGGAAGAAGACGACGAAGACGACAACACACCUGUCCAAAUUGACGCAAAGAAGCUGUUGAGCAACAUCUCCAAGGAAGUUGAAAAGGCGAUUAAAAGCGAAAUGCGUGAACUUAAUGAGGCAUUGCAGUUUCAUAGUGGAAAGCUAGACGAAGUCGUGGAGUGUAUGGACGCAUUUAAACAAACCAUUAAAGUACUCGAAAGGAAAAAUGUGGAGCUAACCAAUAAAAAUAAUAACCUAGAAACUCGUGUUGGAGCCCUCGAGCAAAGGUUACAAGAAAUCGAGCAAGAAAAGCUUACAAAUUCAGUGGAGAUUGCAAAUGUACCAUACCAGAGCAUAGAAGCGGACAGUAAAAUAUUGGAAAAGGUGGCCCUGAAACUCCAACUACCCACUGGAGGUAUAAAAAGCUCACGAAGACUCCAAGGGAAGAAAGAACAACCGCCGAACAUUAGAGUGGAAUUACAAGACGAAUGUACUCAAGAACAAUGGAUUACGGCUGCUAAAAGCAUCAAAACUAUGGUAGUGGACCUUUGCCCCUCCGAGAAAAAUAAUAAGGAUAUAGUUUACAUUAGUGAAGCAAUGACGAAAACCAACAAGACUUUACUGUGGAAGGCUAAGCAAGAACUAAAGAUUAACCAGAAAUUCAAGUACGUAUGGUUUAAAAAAGGAUUCGUAAAGGCACGCAAAGACGACGGUUCAAAAACCUAUAUUUUACGAACAAUGGCGGAUGUAAACGCCCUCAUAAAGAACAAAUCAUAGGCAUUAUCUGUUAGUCAUAUUAUUUCAUUAAAAAAAAAAGUUAUACCUGCGUUUUAAUAUGGACAGUUCACUAGACGAAAUCUACGAAUUAUCGGACUGUAUGAAUAUUAAUGACUUUUUAAAUAACAUCUCUAAUACAAACAUAAACCUAUUGUGUGUACAUUUCAACAUUAGAUCUCUUAUAAAAAACUUCGCCACGCUUGAACAGUGUAUACUUACUUCAAAUAAAUGUAUUGACGUAGUUAUCCUCACCGAAGCUAAUAUAUCUGAUAAAAUUAGUUGCCUUUAUCAUAUAAAUGGCUAUCAAAUGUUCACAGCUCUAAGAAAGUCAAGAAGGGGCGGUGGCAUUAUCGUUUAUGUACGUAAUAAAAACAAAUGUAGCAUAAAAAAUAUUAGAACAAACUACUUCGAAAAUAUAUUAUUUACAAUAACCACCCCUUCUAACUACACUGCGAACAUUUGUGCUACUUACCGUCCUCCUAAUACAAGUAAAAAUCUAUUUAUCGACGAACUCUUUACCACUAUUGAUAAAUUCGCAAAAACCACAGAUUUUUACUUUCUAGGAGAUAUUAACAUAAAUCUGAGACUAGACAACCCUAUAAAACAUAAAUACAGUAACAUGCUGCACAGCCUAGGCCUUAUGUGUGGGAUCACUGCACAUACUAGGAUUGAAUUAUGUAAUGGCAAAAUAAGCAAAUCGUGUAUAGAUCACAUUUAUGCUCGAUCCCGCACACAAGACCUGUAUACGGCGGCGAUCGGUACGACACUGGCUGACCACCGGGCGGUGAUACUCGCUUGCCUCGGCGCUCGAGCACAGGAUGUUCCGAAAUAUAGAACUUGUCUUAACAACCAAAAAUUAUUCUCAUCAUUAGAACAG